AUGCAUCGCUUUGCUCUCGUGAUUUCCACUGUUGCCGCCUUCGCGCCGGCGCCGCGCAUUUCGCGGCCGUUGUCGCGUGUCGGCGCGCCGGUCCCCGUCGCGACCGCGCGCGUCCAGCCGACCCUGGCGGCGAAACUGCCCGGCGCGGAAUUUGACGGAUGCGUCGCCGUGCAAGGUUCGUGGCUCGCCGUCUGUCGAGCGCUGCGUAGAAAUCAAUUGCAACGCGCUACACGUCAUCGACGCGAUGUUGGCCCCGUGGAACUCACUGGUUUGUUGCGCACAGAUUAUGGCUACAUGUGGCUCUCCGCGAGCCUGCCCUCGGACGCCUCAGAAAACCAGAAGACCUGGGCGACACGGUGUUUUCUCAACAUGCACGAGCAGGCGCCCGCGUUCCUCGCCGCGUUCUGGACGCACGCGAUCUUCGCGUCGCCCGCGCGAGCGGCCCAAUGCGGCGCGGUCUACGUCGCGACGCGCGUACGGUCACGACGUGCGAAUCAAAAGCUUCGCCAGGGGUAGCCCGCGCGCCACCGGUCGCUCUCCGCGCAGGUCCUCUACGGCAUCCAACGCUUCCACCUGAAGGGCGGCAUGAGCGUCAACGCCGGCCUCGUAUCGACGGUUCCGGGCUACGUGAUCAACCUGUACCUCAUGACGACCGCCGUGGCCCGGCGCUGCUUCGGAAAAGUUGGCUUCGGCGCCUCGAAGUGGGCCCCGCUCGCGUUCUUCCCCGUCUGCGUCUCGUUGUUCCUUUUGUCUGGCGUCGUGAAUGAGAAGAUCAAGGGCCAGUUCGAAGACGCCAACGCCAAGUUCCGGCCGGUGCCGCCGGUCCCGGACACGGGGUGCUGA
This is a messenger RNA of Pelagomonas calceolata, 843 nucleotides long. NCBI's taxonomy places the organism in Eukaryota, Pelagophyceae, Pelagomonadales, Pelagomonadaceae. The record is from the annotation of a GenBank genome assembly.